AGUUGAGUUUAGCUUUCCGAGGAGUUAAGCUCUCUUUUGUGUGGAGUUUCUCGCACCUCAAUUCUAUUCUUUGCAACUUUUAUCCACCUUCUGCCGGGGUGCUAUAUAUUUUUUUUGUGUACGCACCAAGAGUUUUGCGGGAAAAGUUGUGCUUUUAUUGAUUGUUUUUUUGGGGUGGAGGGAUAUUUAACUUACUCCCUCAUCAUCAGCAUUCAUGUGAAUUUUAUCAAGUUUGCGGGUGAGAACUUCCAUCCUGUUGUUACCAAAUGGUGGUGAUGAUGAAAAUAGUUUUGUACAAGUGCUCCAACUAUAUACAGACACACAUAUAUUAACGAAGCUAAAGCUCAGCUAAAGCCAAACUUUUGCCACUCCUCCAGUGCAGAACAAUCAACAAAAGGGGUGCCACAAAUUGUUUUCCACCAACAUUAAUUACUAUUGAUUGUGUUUUUCUUUUACUUGUGCUCCCUUCCUCGCAAUGAUUGCUCAUAACCCUUUCAUGACAAAGUGAUUUUGCAACAAAAAAAAAUCUUCUCCGUAUAUGUGCAUGAAAAACGUGAUUUUCGCAUGAAUGGACAUUUUUCUCAAGGAAAAUAAGUAAAGGAGCGACGAUUUAUUUCGCUGGUUUCGUGUUGUAUUACGUGCUGUCGAUUUGGAGAGAUAUAUAGUGUUACCUGUUGAGGGAUUUAAGGAGCAAACGCAGGGGGUAGCGGUGUGGGGGAGAAUCUCAUUCAACCUCGCAGUGCAUUUAGUGCGAUUCAAAUUGGAGAUUUGCAUUCCCAACGUGGUGGGUGACAGAAGGAAGAAGGAAAUAUAAAGAAAAGAAAGAUGCAUAGCAUUGAUUUGUGGUGGUGGAUUUCCAUUGGAAUCGUUGGGACGUGGGGUGGAAAUGUUGAGGGUAUAAAUGGGAAUUGCACAAAGUGCCAGGAAUUGCAUGGAAUUGAUUCCCACCCAUUGAAGGACCAUUCCCAGUCGCACAGAGAACUCAGCACUGAGCAUCUCAGUUGGAUAUCUCCACUGUAUGGCAUUAUCGAUGUAUCCCGUGAGCUUCGGGUGAAUAAUAAAUGCUACACGGAAUUGGAUACAAUUGGCAAUGCAUUGAAGCAGAGGCAGCUCUGGGCACUCAAAGUGUUGGAUGGGUCUGCUAGUUUCACAUCGGGCUUCACAAUUGGCAAUAGCCACUGGCUGGGUUCACGAGGAGCUUGUGAGGCAGCAAAGGACAUUCUGGGCGUGACUUUCGAUGAACGCUACACGCGUUCAAUGGAUCCUCAGCUCUUCACCACCCAAUCUCCCUUUUCCGUUGAUUAUCGUGUCGUCUACGCCACCCACACAUCACCACUUCAGUUUGAGAUGAAAUUUCUUGCAGAGAAAAUUCUACAUAUUGGCUUAUGUGUUCCGACAUCGUGCACAAAUGCAGACAUCUGGAAUAUCACACAAUUGUACUUGGACGGAGGGAUUUUUCAAUAUCACGACAUUUUUCACAUUGACAGUGUCAAAGUGGUGCAAGUAAAGAGUCUCACAUUGGCAAAUGGUUUUCAUGAGAAGACCAGCGUAAGGAUUCUCUGCGCAUUGGUACUUUUUACCACCCUAAUGACGCUGCUAUCGUGGCGUGGCGAUAGAGUUGGGAAAAUUGACCAGAAAAAUAAUAAUGGGCACGUUGUGGAUCAAAAUGAGCAGCUGGAAGUGGAGGGGAAAGCAAGUGGAAAUGGUGCAGUCGUGGACAAUGGUUCAAAUUCAAUAAUAGAGAAGACGGAAAUUGCGCUACAUCAAAAGAUUGUCAAUUGCUUCUCACUGGAGGGGAAUGUAAGGCAGCUGGUGAGCACAAAAGCACCCACCGAUGCGAUUUCCGUCAUCAAUGGCAUCAGAUCAAUUGUUUGCUUCUGGAUUCUCUCCUUUCACAUGUACUGGUUUCAACAUUUCACAGUCAGCAAUACAGCCACGCUCUUUGCCACUGGGGAACGUCCCUACUUUCUACUGAUCAGCAAUGCACCUCUUCUCGUUGAUGUAUUCUUCACUAUUAGUGGAUUCCUUCAUACGUACAAUUUUUUGGGAAAUCGGACAAAACUCGAAGAGGUGAAACGGAAUAAUUUUGUGCAGAAUGCAAAAUUAUUCGGAAGGAUGGUACUCAAUCGCUACAUUAGACUAUCCCCUUUGUAUUUUGUGGUGUGCCUCUUUGGUGAGAUGAUCACAGCAUAUCUUAUGGAUGUUUCGCAAUUUUGGAUACACGAACGAUACGAUUUGACUUGCCAGAGAUACUGGUGGCGAAACGUGCUGUACAUACACAAUCUCUUCGACAAGGAUGAACUGUGCAUGAAUUGGGGUUGGUCAAUAGCAUGUGAAAUGCAAUACUUCAUCAUCUUCAGCUUAAUGCUAUUCAUCUAUGCCAAGAAUCCUCAGCUGUCCAAGAAGAUUUUCAUUGCUUUCACCAGUGGAAUUAUCAUCAUCUCCCUUGUCAGCCAUUGGCGCCAUAGAUUCCAAUGCUCCUUUGAUGUGAUUUACAACACUGGCACUGAGCUCUACAUGGCGCCAUGGAAUCGAAUUCAUCCCUAUAUAUCGGGGAUACUUGCUGGAUGGUAUCUAAUUUCCCGCGACGGAAAACUCAAUAUAAGCCAGAAAACAGUUCGGACUCUGAAUGGCCUCUCAAUUUUCUUCUUCCUCCUCAGCAUGCAUUCAACUAUUGUCCGUAGUGUAGCCUACCCAUGGGCAUCGGUUCUCAUAACAAUGGGACGCUUUGCCUUUGGUCUAACAAUCACGUGGUUGAUUCUCUGCAGCAAAUGUGGCUUUGGUGGAUGGUUCACCGACUUCCUGAGUGCUAGGCCCUUUGUGCAUAUUAACAAAUUAUCAUAUGGCGUAUAUCUCCUCAAUCCACUCAUUAUCACCACAAUUCAUGGGCUCCGCGAUGGCAGCAGCCACUUCUCACCUGUAAUCAGUUGGGUUAUGACGGUUGGAAUGAUGAUUAUCGUUUAUUGUGUGGCUUUCGUGUUCACACUUUUCUUUGAGAUUCCCUACCACAAUCUUGGGGCACUUCUACUGCGGCCCUCACAGCGGACAGAGCGGAAAAUUAAAUGCAAAUAGAUUUGUGUUUGUAUUAAAUUGAAAUAAAUACUUAUUUAUUAAAAAAAAAAA
Messenger RNA from Lutzomyia longipalpis, 3123 nucleotides. RefSeq names its product nose resistant to fluoxetine protein 6-like. The transcript has 14 exons. Gene Ontology annotation, molecular function: acyltransferase activity, transferring groups other than amino-acyl groups. The coding region runs from base 826 to 3072 and encodes 748 amino acids. Lineage: Eukaryota; Metazoa; Arthropoda; Insecta; Diptera; Psychodidae. The record is from RefSeq and is a predicted model, not a curated record.